AUGAAUACUUCCCCAGAGACACCCAUUGCGACGGCCACUGUCAUUCCUCUCAAACCAAACUAUUCCGUCUCCACAAGUGAAUAUGUGUCACGAACAGGACCCACUGACCGAAACAACAACACUGCUCACCUUACCGAGUAUCAGAUCCAAGAGCUCAUGAAGCAAGGCUUUACCAAGGGCUUGAGCAUGUCCAUGGAAGACAUGAAGAGGGUUUUUGCUCUUCGCAUUUGGAUUGUCGAUAACUCUGGCAGUAUGCAGAAGCCAGAUGGACACCGAAUUAUUACCUCACUCCAGGACCCCAAUGCCAUUCGAAUGGUUCCCUGCUCUCGUUGGGACGAAAUUGUCGAGUGUGUCGAAUAUCAUGCGAGACUUGCUGGUCUCAUUGAGGCACCCACCAGAUUCCGUCUAUUGAACGACCCUGGUGCCAACGUUGGGCCCCAACAGUUUUCCAUUGCCGAAGAUCACCACAGUAUGAUUGCUCAACAAGUAAAUCAAGCGACGAGUAUCAUGCGUCGGGCCCGCCCUAAUGGAUGCACUCCAUUGACGAGCCACAUUUUAGAUAUUCACAAUGAAAUUUCCCAGAUGGCACCAGCGCUUAGAGGAUCAGGCCAAAAAGUUGCCAUCACCAUUGCCACGGAUGGAUUGCCAUCCGAUACUUUUGGAUACAGCGGAAACUCCCAGAACAUUGAAUUUGUCAAUGCACUUCGAAUGCUAGAAGGCCUACCGGUGUGGGUCGUCAUUCGCUUGUGCACAGAUGAUGAAGAUGUCGUGAACUUUUACAAUGACUUGGAUGGCCAAUUGGAAUUGUCAUUGGAGGUCUUGGAUGACUUCUGCGGAGAAGCGGCCGAGGUCACCAAGGAAAAUCCUUGGCUGAAUUAUGCAUUGCCACUACACAGAAUGCGCGAAUUUGGUUUCCACGAUCGUGUAUUUGACAUGCUAGAUGAACGUCCAUUGAUGAAAUCGGAAAUCCGAGACUUUUUGCUGUUGUUGUGCGGUCAGGAACACUUGGACGGAAUGCCAGAUCCAUCCAUUGAUUGGGAUGUCUUUUUCCAGGAUGUCGUGCGCCUGAUCAAGUUUGAAUCCUUUCAGUACAAUCCAAUGACUAGGAGAGUAUCUCCCUGGAUCAAUACUUCCAGAUUGAACAGAAUUCAUGGGAGUUCUUCCUGUGGCUGCUCCAUCAUGUGA
Cylindrotheca closterium is the source of this 1185-nucleotide messenger RNA. The record is from the annotation of a GenBank genome assembly. Lineage: Eukaryota; Bacillariophyta; Bacillariophyceae; Bacillariales; Bacillariaceae.